Messenger RNA from Dracunculus medinensis (Guinea worm), 666 nucleotides. Lineage: Eukaryota; Metazoa; Nematoda; Chromadorea; Rhabditida; Dracunculidae. The record is from the annotation of a GenBank genome assembly.
AUGAUUAUCGAUGAACUUCAUGCCAGUGCUUUAAUUCAGAUUAGUGAACACUUUAUAAAACUAGCGAUAGUUAUCCAGAGUAUAAAUAUGGCUUCGUGGAUUUUAGUUACUGCUACCCCACAGCUAUUUCCAGUUUUCCGUAUAAAUCAAGCGAAUCAAAAUUGUCAUGGUCCUACUGAUCGAAUAUUUGGACACCAAGGCCAAGUGAUGGGACAUUAUGGUUCAUUGGGAUUAGCGUUGCCAGGCUUGCCUUACUUUGGAUUUCCAGGGCUGGCGGAUACUAGUAAUAUGCUGCAGUAUCCUGGUUUGCUACCAGCGCUUAAGCCACAUGGUCCUUUUACCGGUGAUAAAUCUUCGAAUAUUGGUGAUUUUCAUUCUUUUUUCAGUUGCAAGGACAAAAAUGAAAAAUGUCCGUUUUGGGCAAGCACGGGUCAGUGCGCAAGCGAUCCAAUUCACAUGAAUCGUAUAUGUCCAGAAUCCUGCGGAAGCGGCUGCAUAAAUAUAGAUAAAGGUCUCUUAAAUUAUGGGAGCAAUGUGGGUAACAACGCUAUACCUAUUACGAGGACUUUGUACGGGAAUGGCAUCGAUUCUUAUGCAUUGGCAUCGAGAUUUGGUCACGAUUUGGUCGAUUUUGAUCACAAAACUAAUUCAGGCAAUAAUCUCUGA